Cydia amplana is the source of this 743-nucleotide messenger RNA. RefSeq lists its product as uncharacterized. Lineage: Eukaryota; Metazoa; Arthropoda; Insecta; Lepidoptera; Tortricidae. The transcript has a single exon. The record is from RefSeq and is a predicted model, not a curated record. Bases 191 to 565 code for a protein of 124 amino acids.
AUCCUCCGCGGGGAAGGGGCUGCGCACACGCCGGCGCGGCCUAUAAAACGAGCACAUGCGGCGAGCUCGAAUCAUUCUUUAUACAACCAGCCAGUAAGAGGCAAUCAAAAUCUCUCCAGCCAGUAUCAACACUAAAAAAAUCGAUACAACUAGCCAGUUUUUUAAAAAGAAUAACAUUCCAAUUUCAAAAAUGAAGCAAUACUCGAUCGUCGGCAACAAGAAGAAAGUCACCAUGGAAACAAACGCCACGCGCCUAAAGGUCGUUGGCAACGGCUGCGUCAUCAUAGUCAAAAGCAACCGGGGACACAUCGAGGUCAUCGGCAGCGACUGCAAGAUCGACGUUGUUGAUAACUUUGGGACCAUCAACCUGGUCGGAGCCAGUGGUCUAGUGACAGUUUCCAAGCGCUAUAAGAAUGAUGAUAUUCAACUUAUUGGUGCAUCUUGUCACUUAUUAGUGGAUGGGAAAGAAAAAGCUACAUUUGAGCCGUUCUCUGCUCAACUGUCGCCGUUCAGCAAGAACUUGGAUGACGUUAUUGAGUCGAUCUUCACCUUCGUCAUGCGUUGAAGAAAUGAGACUUAGUUAUGUGAUUGAACUUUGCCGCUCAGUGCUAUCUGUGACGCGUUGUUUUUGAUAAGUGACGCGUUGUGCCAGCCGGUGCGUGAUAUGAUAAGUUUGAUACCAGUGAUUCCUCGUAUCAGUUUGUAAGGAGGCCGCUUUUUUCAUCUGAAUGUAAUUUAAGUAC